AUGUUCCUCUCUGGGUCUCCAGGUGCACGGCCAUCAAACUGCAACAUCAGCUCCCCGGCCCUCAAACUGCAACUGGAAUAUCAGCUCAACAUCAGCUCCUCUCCAGGUCUACGGCUGCAAGACCCUCAAACCGGAACAUCAGUUCCUCCCCAGGUCUGCCGCUGCAAGACCCUCAAAGAGGAAAAUCAGUUCCUCGCCUGGUCUGUGGCUGCAAGACCCUCAAACCAGAACAUCAGCUCCUCCCCAGGUCUGCGGCUGCAAGACCCCUAUAACCGGAACAGCUCAUCUCCUGCUCCUCCCGGGGUCCGCGGCUCCAAGACCCCAAACGAAUAUCAGCUGCUCCCCGGGUCCACGGCGGCAAGGUCCCCAAACUGGAACCUUAGCUCCUCCCUGAGUCCACGGCUGCAAGACCCCCAAAUCGGAACAUCACCUCCUCCCCGGGGGCGCGGCUGCAAGACCCUCAAACCGGAUAAUCAGCUCUUCCCCUGCUCCUCCCGGGGUCUGAGGCUGCAAGACCCUAUAACGGGAACAUCAGCUCCUCCCCGUGUCUGCGGCUCCAAGACCCUCAAACCGGAACAUCAGCUCCUCCUCGGGUCUGUAAGACCCUCAAACCCGAACAUCAGCUCCUCCCUGGUCUCGGGCUGCGAGACCCUCAAAGCGGAAGAUCAGCUCCUCACCGGGUCUGCGGCUGCAAGGCGCCCAAAGCGGAACAUCAGCUCCUCCCCGGGUCCGCGGCUGCAAGACCCCGAAACAGGAACAUCACCUCGUCCCCGGGUCCGCGGCUGCAAAACCCUCAAAUCGGAACACCAGCUCCUUCCUGAGUCGCGGCUGCAAGACCCUCAAAACGGAACAUCUGCUCCUCCACGGCUCCGCGGCUGCAAGACUCUCAAACCGGAACAUCAGCUCCUUUCCGGGUCUGCGGCUGCAAGACCCUCAAACCAGAACAUCAGCUCCUCCCCGGGUCUGCGGCUGCACGACCCUCAAAUUGGAACAUCAGCGCCUCCCCGAGUCUGCCGCUGCACGACCCUCAUACUGGAACAUCAGCUCCUCCCCUGGUCUGCGGCUGAACGACCCUGAAACUGGAACAUCAGCUCUUCCCCAGGUCUGCAGCUACACGACCCUGAAACUGGAACAUCAGCUCUUCCCCGGGUCUGCGGCUGCACGACCCUCAAAAUGGAACAUCGCUUCCAC
This is a messenger RNA of Nomascus leucogenys (northern white-cheeked gibbon), 1191 nucleotides long. Its product is annotated as serine/arginine repetitive matrix protein 1-like. The transcript has 4 exons. Lineage: Eukaryota; Metazoa; Chordata; Mammalia; Primates; Hylobatidae. The record is from RefSeq and is a predicted model, not a curated record. Bases 1 to 1077 code for a protein of 358 amino acids.